UCGUGCCCGGUAGUUUUGCGCGCUCUUGUGGCGACAGUCUGUCACGGUGUUCGGAAAUUCGCUCCAGAAACCGCGUGGACUCAAAGAAAUUCCCUUUUAUCGUCUCACUUAGGCUUCAUAGUUUCUCUCAGAGUUUCUCCGUCACUGUGACGUUAUUCUGAACGAAAGUCCUUAUUAUCGCUUCAGUAAAGCUUCCUGAGGGGAGUCGGACCGUUACUACAUCCGGGACUCUGGCGUCCCUGGAUACAGCGGCGCGCUCAGUGUAAACAAGCGAAACACUCCUCCAGAGAGACGUUCCCCGUGUGAGAGACUGAUUUACUGUAAUAUAUAUAUAUCCAGGUAUGAUUUAUUGGAGAUAGUAGGUAUUCACAUACUGUAAGUGCGUGUAAAUGUGCUGCAGUGUCUGAUAUGGAGGUUUCUGCGGGUGAUGUGUGUCGGACCCUGGAGAUCAUCACAGCACGAGCGGAUCCAGAGGCCUCUGAGGAGGAGAGCAGCGGCUGUUCGGCGGAGAAACUGCUCACUGAUCAAGUGUCUGUGGACCGGAUGGACAUCACAAAGGGGUUUUUGGACGAUAUCUCUCGGCCGGCCUCCAGUGAGAUCAGAAGACUGAGUCGAGAUGGGCCCAGAUCUCUUGAGGUGCUCAGUCCUGACGUCACACACUCCGAGCAGGUUCACCGGGACAGGACUGAUCUUACCGCAGAAAACGGCUCUGAUCAAGAUGAUUCCGAUGAAGAGAAUGAAGAUCCGGAGUUGAGAGAAGCCAUAAAGAAGAUGAAGAGGCUGGACCGUGUUCUGGCUCUCAAGGUGUCAGCGGAGAGAGAGGUUAAGCAGAAAGGAAGACAGCAGCACCAGAGACUGUGGCAGGAGCUUCAGACCGCCGGCCUUAGGAUGAGCAGCAACGAGACGGACAACACCAGACGCUUUCUAGCACUGACACCCAACAACUAUCAGGACUGUGAUGAAGUGGAUUUUGUCCCUGUGUUUGAGACUGAAGUUCUGGAUCUGAAGAGUGAUCUGGACACGAGACACCAGACGGACGGUAAACCAUCCAAACCACAUUCUACACCUAUAGAGUCAGUUCAAGUCAGUCAGCAGCUGACAGAGGAUCAGCCGUCAGACGACAGACAGCGAGGAGCGGCUCACAGCAAGCACAGACAAGACUUUGUCAAGAGAAAUAUUGAGCUGGCAGAAGCAUGGGGGAACUCGUUUCUGCUCACCCAACAGGAGAAAGAGAGAAUAGAGGAACUGCUGAACGAUCUGGAGGAAGAAGAGAAGCACAGCGAGCUGCAGACUGAACCACAGGUGGUCUCGUCGUCUCUAUCAGCUGGUGAAGGGUUCGGUCCUGAACCUUCUGAACUCCACAGUCUCCGUCAUAUUGACUCCAGACUGCAGCUGCUACUUCCUGUGCAGGACUUCCUGUCUGUGCGGAGCCCGUCGCAGGGGAGUCUGCAGGAGAACACAGGAGACGGAGAGAGACAGAGACGAGACGAAGAGAGACGUCUGCGAGAAAUCCAGCAGCAGCUGCAGAUCCUGGAGGAGAACGAGCCUGGCGCCGUGAGUGUGUGAGUGUGUGUGUGUGUGUGUGUGUGUGUGUG
Molecule: messenger RNA, 1595 nt
Organism: Carassius carassius (crucian carp)
Lineage: Eukaryota; Metazoa; Chordata; Actinopteri; Cypriniformes; Cyprinidae
Gene: fsip1
Product: fibrous sheath interacting protein 1
Exons: 11
Coding region: 409-1566 (385 amino acids)
Source: RefSeq, a predicted model, not a curated record